CAUUCAGUUUCUAUACCGCCCUUCCAAAAAUGGCUCAGGGCGGUUUACACACAGAAAUAAUAAAUAAAUAAGAUGGAUUUUUAAAAAUGUCAACAAAAUACUGCAUUUCCAAUUCUCAUCUAAAAGAUUUAGCAUGGCCAAAUUUAAAUUUCAUCACAAACAUGCUACACCAACACUUAGUUUCAUAAAAAUGAAUCAAUGACUCUUUAUCACACACCUGCCAAACAUGGACAAUAAUUUAAGUUUCCUCUCAUGAAAAUGGCUCUAAACUUCCCAGCAGUGUCCAGCAACUACCAGUUCUUGCUUUUGGAAAUUUCUGGGCUUUCAGUUUGUUUCAAAGCCUGUUUUUCCUGUGCAAAGGCACAAGCUGGAUAGUGGGGUAGUGGUUUUGUGGUUGAGUUGGUAAAAAUGUGACAUAGGAAAGAAAGUGGUGUAGAAAAACAGUGGGGGUGGGGGAGGGAGAGACGGCUUUAUUCAGUAUACAGCUUCCUGUAGUGUACCACGUUUUGUCACCCAAAAAUUAUCAUAGCUUCUGGUUAUAGGAGAUGCCCCAUAUGGGAAUUUUUUUAAAGAAAAGCCUUCCCUGGGUAAAGAGGAAAAUGUGUCAAGUGUGAGCAGUGCAACAAGGAGAUUCAUGGCAGCUUGAAACAGGUGUCUUUGUAUUCAGUGCUGUUCUGGUUCUGUCACAAAGAGCACUUUUCAAGUUUUAUAUGAUCAGCUCUGCUUUUCUGCUAGCCGCAACAUCAGUGUUGGUGAACUAUUACGCUUUUUUGCACAUAAACUUCCACAGUGCCUAUUACACAACAGCUUUUGGAGUUCAGCUCCUUCCUCAUAAAGGACCUUCCCUCUGGAUGGCGCUCUCUGUUCUUCAGCUUGCCUUUGGAAUUGGCUACGUUGCACUGUUAAAUAUCCAGUCUGUAUACUCUCAACUGAUUAUACUGGAUUUAUUGAUUCCUAUUGCAGGCUUAAUCAUUGACUUACCUUUACACAUCAGGCAAAUCUUAGUCUUUACCUCAGGCUUAAUCUUGACAUUGUAUACCCUGGCCAUUUUAGUUUCUAAAUUGAAAAGAUUUUAUUACUCUGCACGAUAUGUCUACCUUCUUAUAAGGCACAUGUAUCGCAUCUACGGAUUACAAUUGCUGAUGGAAGAUACGUGGAAAAGGAUUCGUUUUCCAGCCGUAUUGCGUGUCUUUUGGCUAACAAGACUGACGGCCCAAGGUGUUGUGCUAAUGUACGUUGUCAGAAUGGCAGAAACGGAUCCAGACAAGAAAUUCUACAUGAUUUCUUGGGACAGUUUUUGGGAACUACUUUGCAGCCUUAUCAUCAGUGGGUGUGAUUCUACUUUAACUGUACUAGGCAUGAGUGCUGUAAUUUCUUCUGUGGCGCAUUAUCUAGGGCUUGGUAUCUUGGCCUUUAUUGGGUCUACUGAUGAAGAUGACAAGAGGCUUGGUUUUGUGGCACCAGUUUUGUUUUUUAUUUUGGCCCUGCAGACUGGUUUAAGUGGACUAAAGCCAGAAGAAAGACUAGUACGCUUGAGUCGAAACAUGUGCCUUUUGCUGACUGCAGUCCUGCAUUUUAUCCAUGGAAUGACAGACCCUGUCCUAAUGUCUCUGAGUGCCUCCCACGUGUCCUCGUUUCGCAGACACUUCCCUGUGCUCUUUGUUUCAGCUUGCCUCUUUAUUCUUCCAAUUUUGCUCAGUUAUAUCCUUUGGCACCACUAUGCACUAAAUACGUGGCUGUUUGCUGUUACAGCAUUCUGUGUGGAACUCUGCCUGAAGGUUAUAGUUUCUAUCACUGUGUAUGUACUGUUCAUGAUUGAUGGCUACUAUAAUGUCCUAUGGGAAAAGCUUGAUGACUAUGUCUACUAUGUUCGAUCAACGGGCAAUAUUAUUGAGUUUAUAUUUGGAGUAGUAAUGUUUGGGAAUGGUGCUUACACCAUGAUAUUUGAAUCAGGAAGCAAAAUCCGGGCUUGUAUGAUGUGUCUACAUGCCUAUUUCAACAUCUACCUGCAAGCAAGGAAUGGCUGGAAAACCUUUAUAAAUCGCAGGACAGCUGUUAAGAAAAUUAAUUCGCUUCCUGAAGUUAAAGGAGAGCGAUUACAUGAAAUAGAUGAUGUGUGUGCAAUCUGCUAUCAUGAGUUUACGACAUCUGCUCGUAUUACUCCGUGUAAUCACUACUUCCAUGCACUUUGCCUUCGGAAAUGGCUCUAUAUUCAAGACACUUGUCCCAUGUGCCACCAAAAAGUUUAUAUUGAGGAUAAGGAGAGCGGUAAUGUCUCAAACAACAAUGGCUUUGUUGCACUUGAUGAAAACGAACUAAAUGAAAAUCCUGUACAAGAAGCAGCUGAUGCUGAUGCUGAAAAUGAACUAAAUGAAAAUAAUGAUAGUACUGAGAGCGAGGAGGAAGAGGAGACUGAGAACUCAACGCAGUCUGCGGUCACAGUACCUGAAGAGCACUCCGAGCAUUGAACCCAACUUCAUGUGGGUUUAAAAUGUCAUGUACUGAACACUGCGGGUAUUUGUUAAUAGUGGAGUUCAUCAAUGGAAUAAAAGCUUCACUUCAUCAGUGUGUAUCUAAGCACAAGAACAGUAUCUCAAAAUGUUGAAUCUGUGAAUGGGUUGUCAAUUUACUGUGAUGUGCUACUGUAAAUAUACCUCUAAUUACUGCUGGUCUCUUUUGUGACCACCUUAAACUUUAUGUACAUUAUUGUACAUGGAAUAAAAUGUUUUCGCAUAUUUUUUAAAAA
Hemicordylus capensis (graceful crag lizard) is the source of this 2746-nucleotide messenger RNA. RefSeq names its product ring finger protein 139 (gene RNF139). The record is from RefSeq and is a predicted model, not a curated record. Gene Ontology annotation, molecular function: ubiquitin protein ligase activity; zinc ion binding. Gene Ontology annotation, cellular component: endomembrane system; endoplasmic reticulum. The transcript is spliced from 2 exons. Bases 711 to 2468 code for a protein of 585 amino acids. Gene Ontology annotation, biological process: ERAD pathway. Lineage: Eukaryota; Metazoa; Chordata; Lepidosauria; Squamata; Cordylidae.